Molecule: messenger RNA, 1974 nt
Organism: Orbicella faveolata
Lineage: Eukaryota; Metazoa; Cnidaria; Anthozoa; Scleractinia; Merulinidae
Product: trace amine-associated receptor 1-like
Biological process (GO): G protein-coupled receptor signaling pathway
Cellular component (GO): membrane
Molecular function (GO): G protein-coupled receptor activity
Source: RefSeq, a predicted model, not a curated record
UGUCUUAAUGCAGUUCAUAUUCCCUUUAAUAUGACAAUAUACAUGCAUGGAUAUAAUGAGCAGUGUAGCCAUUACAAUCACGAUUCUUAAUGAUGCAUGUCUAUUUUUUUUUUCUUUUUUGACAGAAAACGUUAUGAACGACACAUUAUCGACAGAAGACACCAAAGAACCCAACGACAACAUCAAGCUUGUCGAUAUACCUCAAGUCUGGACAAUUAUUAUUGUCGCCAUAAUGGUUAUUGUUGUCAUGUUGACUAUAGUAGGAAAUAUUGCCGUUAUGGUUGUUCUUCGUUACUCAAAUGUGCUCAACUCCAUCGUUAACUCACACUUUUUAAUCUCGUUAUCGAUCGCGGAUCUUCUUGUAGCUACGUUGGUAAUGCCAUGCGCACUAGAUGCUGUCAACACAGGUACAUGGAGAUGCGGGGAAAUCUGGGGCAUGUUCAACGGAUUUGGAAAUUUUUUAUUCUGCAUUUCGUCUAUUAUGCAUCUGAUGAUGUUAUCGAUUGAUCGCUAUCUGGCAAUUGCUCGUCCGUUGUUUUAUCCACUUGAAAUGACAAAGUCACGCGCCAUUAUAUUGUGUUUCGUUUUAUGGGCCUACUCCGCCGUUUGGGCGUUUCUGCCUUUAUUUGGUGUAAGUUCUUACGAGUGCUUUAUAAGUUACAUCGGCUGGUGUAAGGCGGAAGAUUGGUCCAAAUAUGGUUUGAACUUUGGUUUUGCCAUCUCCGUUGUGUCUGGCACUUACGGCCUGGCUUUGAUCUCCAUGGUGUACGUGUAUUGGAAGAUUGCUCGGGUUAUCCGAAAGCAACUUCGACGCAUCAAAGAUGUUACGUACACGGACCGCAAAACGUCGGCGAACAACAGGGAAAAUAACUGUCCUUCGACUACAAACAAGCAGGCAAAGAUGGCCAACAAACUGAGCCGAAACAAAGGGGUGGUCACGUUACUGGUUGUGACUUUGGUUUACCUGGUAUGCUGGUCACCGUUUUGCAUUUUGCUCUUCGUAGAGAUUGGAACAGGGAAGAAGAUACCAGGACCUUACGGAACCGUUGCCAUGCUUGUUGGAUUUGCGAAUAGCUGCUGCAAUCCUGUCAUUUAUUCGAUAAAAUACAGGAGAUUUAGAAUCGCCGUGAUUAAAAUGCUGGGUAAAACAAAUUUCGUUUUGAAGUUUUCGAUGUCUAACGCUGGAAUGUCUACAAUUGGUGAUGAUCACGUCAGGAGAAUACAUCCACUGGAAAUAACAGAAUCAAGACUGUGAAUGAAACUGAAGGGAGGAGGUUAGAGCAAAAGGUUCCUUUGUUAGACAUAUACACUGUAGCUAUCAUGGCGGCCCAGAAACAGACGACAACCAUUACCAUCUACAGUUUUUGCAAUCUUGAAGCAUUACAGUGGUUAUAUUUUCAAUAUCUUUUAAACAGCAACAACAAAACUAAGACAUAUAAUUAUUAACUCGUAGCCUACGAACAAGCACCCGGUUGGGUUUUAGUGCGAGCUAGCCGAGUGUGGUACAGGGCGAGCGGUCUGGUAACAAGGGGGAACUCGCCGAAUAUUUUUCAGCCUUCGCGGGAGCCUGUUCGCAGGCUACCAAUCCUCCGUAGGAAAAAGGAUGGCGACUGGUACAUUUACCCACAGUUCUUAGCGAGCCAAAGCCUUAACAACGUUCAUAAAAACGCACAGAAGAGUUACAAAAUCUUAAAAGCUAGCAUACACAAAGUCCUUAGUACAGAGACAAAUAUUGUAAGAAUUUGUCUUUCUUUGUGCCUUACAGGCUGUGUUAGGUUCGCAAGGUACUGUGGUAAAAUGUAGAGCCGCCAUCUUUUUUCCUACGGUGGAUUCGAAGCUCUCGGUAAAUGUCAUAAAAGUUCAAUCACCUUGAUUAAACAACAACUUUAAAAAUUCUCGAUGUAAAGUAGUCAACAAAAGCAAUUAGAGUUGAGCUUGGAUCCUUCGAGAAAUAAAAACAGCUGCAAUAACUUA